CUCAUGUAAGCGAACCUGGAACACAAGGCCGUCGAUCAUGUGUAUAAGUCGUCUGCGUGCCCAACCUCGACUCUAUCCCCAAGCACGCGCCUAACACACAAAUCGGCCCUCAUCUUGUCUCUUACCGUGAAAGCUCCCACUCGAACAUCAUGGCUGUACCCAAUUCGUACUUUGUUCCUGGCUUUGGCAUUUCCAGAGCUGUCAUCCAGAAUGAGAUCCGUUAUCACUGUGGGCCCGAUGCGAUAGUCCGACCGUACACCUUUCAGGGCCGCGACGGCUUCCUGAUUACGACGAUCGGACCUCCAUUGACCAAGGCUCAAAUCGACGACUUGAAGAUGUCUUCUCUUGAGUACGAAGAAAAACAGUCCCGUAUCGCCGACGAGCCAAACGUCUUUGUCAACGCUCCCAUCCCGAUUAACCAGAGAAUACGACGAGGCACCUAAUGGCGGUGCCUGACCCGGCCGUGGCUAGUUGGAUACCACGACCGAGCUCCCGAAAAGCGUCUGCCUUAUACCCCAUGCUUGGCAGUUGUCGCGUGUUUUCUUUGGCUGGAAUCCUGAUUUAGCGUGCAUAUCGUCUCUCGGUGGUCAUUUGAUGAUUUCAUGAUAUACGUCGUUUUGGUUCCGUUGGUGAUUUGGAUCUGGUGUUUGGAAUUCCAAAGAGUCUCUCCUCGAGACUGGUGUUUACUUGAACGAACUGAGAAAAUUGUAGCCUUAGUCUCCGACGAAAGUAUUUGUUGAUU
This is a messenger RNA of Exserohilum turcica Et28A, 742 nucleotides long. RefSeq lists its product as uncharacterized. The record is from RefSeq and is a predicted model, not a curated record. NCBI's taxonomy places the organism in Eukaryota, Fungi, Ascomycota, Dothideomycetes, Pleosporales, Pleosporaceae. The transcript is spliced from 3 exons. The coding region runs from base 150 to 443 and encodes 97 amino acids.